AAAGUAAUUUUUCGGUUUUCAAAAUUCACAAAAAAAAAUUCUUUAACUUCCAAAAUUCACAAUUAACUAUAAAAACCCAGCAAAAAUUCAGAAUCUGAUAUCCUUUUACGUUUUAAGUUGACUGAAGUGUUAACCCUGGUGUAAAGUAUGAAAAUAUGCAAUAAAUAGAAAUUGCUUAAUUCAAAAGCCUUUACCGAAACAAAUUCGACAUCCACUGCUCAUCGGCGAACUCGUUUUCCAUUCAAAAAUUUGUAGUAAAAAUUUGGUAAAGAGAAAAAAAACAAAUCUAAAAAUAUGUCCGCUGCUAAAAUGAAGACCGUACCACCCAGUACUGCCACUACAGACGCACAAGAGCGUCUACGUAAGCAGCAGCAGCAGCAACAACAGAAUGAUAAAAUUGCUAAAAAGUAUAUGUUGUCAACAACGGUCGAUUCUGAUCAACCAACAACAGCCACAACAACGGCAGCGGCCGCAACCGCAACAGUUUCAGCGGCUAGCACUGCAGCCGCACGUCGAAAUCACACUAGAAAAUUACGCUCGGCCAGCGGUGAUGAUAUAAAACGACCCGUCGACAAGCGUUCAACAACAACAACUUCAACGAAACGCAAACGUCAUGUAGACUUUAUGCCACCGAAUAAAUCAAAAACACGUCUAACUACCGCAAAAACCAAAACACAGCCAGCACCUAGCACCACAAAUUCUACUGAUUCACCAGCCACCACUGUGGUCAAAUCCAAGUCCAUACUCAAAGUUAAGCAAAUAACUGUGGUCAAACGUAAAACUGGCACAAAUAAAGUGACUAAAAAACUGAAAAAAGCGCCACAGGGCGCACAAGCUGAAAUGGAGGCGGCUGAGUUGUCUAAGUUGGAGCAACAGUUUGCAAGAAAUCCGCCGGUUGUAACAAAUGCCGAGGAAACGCCAACAAAUGACAAUGCGUCAGCCGCAAAUACGGCAGUGACAAUAAAUUCCCACGAUAAUGGUCAUCAACUCACUAGUUUUAACAAUCGACGCUUACACAGGCGUAAGCAUUUCAUGCCCGCCGGCGCCGGCAUUGUCGAGUCGGGUUCUGUUAAUGUGCCACCCGUGCGUCGCUUUAGUCCUGUGCGCGACAAAGCCGCACUCUUUGCCAAAGAAAGUGCGAAAGUUUAUAAUAGUGUUGACUCCUUUAAUAUACCCACCAAAAGCAAUAACAUAACUGUGGCUAUGGUCAAAGAGGUGCAUACAAAUAAACCAAUAAAUAAAUCAAACAACGAAGAAGCACCACCGCCAAAUCAAAAUGAAACACCAAAUAAUGCGGUUGCCUCGAAUUUAGUCGCAUCUCAGGCUAAUGUCGCUGAUGGUAGUCCUGUUGCGGGUGGUGGCCCAGUGCAUACACCACAAGAGUUACAAAAUGCAAUAAUUGCACCAGUGGUAGUGCCAAUUGCCGAACCCACUGCUUCCAUUACGGCCUCAACUAGUAAUAAUUAUUCGUCUAAAAAAGGGAAAAUAAACGAAGAAAGCGCAGCUAAAACUAGCACCGAAGCUGCUGCCGCUGCUGGUCCAUCAACAUCAACCUCCCAAACAGCCGAAGAAGACAAAGACAAGGAGGAAGAUAAAGAUGCAAAAAAGAAAAAGAAUCGUUGCGCUGAGUGCCGUAAGAAAGUUGGUCUUACAGGCUUUCAAUGCCGAUGUGGUGGACUCUACUGCGCUGUACACAGAUACAGUGAUAAACACGACUGCACAUUUAACUAUCGGGAACAUGGGGCCCAAGAGAUUCGACGCAAUAAUCCUGUGGUAGUUGGCGAAAAAAUACAAAAAAUUUGAACUUUUGUGCCAUCAACUUUAUAAUAUAAAUAUAAAUAUAUAUAUAUAUAAAUAUAAAUAUUAAAUAUUAAAUAUAUACAUAAAAAUUAAAUAUAAAUAAUAAUGGUAAUAUAAUUAAUAACUAUAUAUAUAAUAAUAAUAAUUAAUAUACACAUACACAAAACAAAACAAACAAAGUAAUGGAUGAAAGAGCAAAAUAAAAUCAAUACUAAAACAAGCAAACAAAAAACUCAGCUAAAAAAGAUUGAAAAAUGAAAAAAAUAUAAUAUAUAUAUAUAUAUAGUAGUAUAGCGCAGAGAGUUAAUUUGAAUGUAAUAUAAACUCCUCAAAGCAUACAUCAAACACAUGCAUACACACACAUAUAUAUAUAUAUAUACAUAGGCACACAUACAUAUAAACAGAAUACCACCAAUACACACAGAGGAAUAAUGCUUGAAUUUCAUAAGUCACUACCUACCAGCCGCCACUCCUCUUCAACCAGACGUAUGGACACCUGCCCACAUGUCGCAAAGCCAACAAACACACGACGAUUGUAUGCUGGAACAUACUGACAAACUUGCAUGAAAGCACAGCACAAAAAGCCAAAACAAAAAAAGCAAAAACACAAAAUAUAAUGCAGUGAUUAAUUGAAAGGAGAAUAGCAGGCGUCUUUGAUUGGCUGAAGAAGUAAGCGCGGCAUGGGUGCGCUAUAUAGCCGACAGUGUAUGCAAUUUAUACUUGGCUUACAGGGGGAGAAAGUGUUCGAUAACGGCAGCAGUGGGGAGCUUAAUGGUGUACGCGCUCUGCUGCAGUUGGUAGCGUAUGGUUUGUAGUAAAUCUAUUAAUUUAAUGACUCUGUCCACGAAGCGCCCUAGCAGCAAUGCUGCCAUAACUUCCAAUACCUCCAGCAGCGUUGGCGUAUUCAAGGAUGUAACACAAUUUUAUCCAACAUUUCCAAGCUGACGGCAGCUGCAGAGAGAGAGAGAACACCAUCAAUGCAACACACUACUGACUGGCGUAAAUGUACAGAAGAACUCAAGCGAACACAGCACGGCGCACAGACUAGCGCAGCGACCAAAUAUGCGUCAUGUCUACACCGGUGCUCCCUCCCCCCUUUCUUCUUGGAGAGUUGUGGAGGCUGGUUUCCAUUUUUGGCUGCAAUUAGUUUUUAAGAUAUUUCGAAAUUUCUCAAUACAAAAUGCAAUACAAAAGUUUAAAUAAAAGUUACAUGUAUAUACAAAAUACAAACACAUAUACACACUCACACACUUUCUUGGCAAACAAUAAGAACAUUUAAGGAACUUUAUUCAAUACUACUAAUUUCAAUUACAGCUAAAUGAGUAAAAUACAAACGAAAAAUUUAAAAAAAAAAAACAUAAAAAUAAAUACAAAAAAAAUAAAAUGCAAAAACAAAACAAUAUUAAUUAUUAUUAAAACAAUUACUAUUAUAUUAUAUUAUUAUUAUUAUUACAACAACACAAGCGAGACAGAAAAUGAGCUAAAAAAUAAAGAGUAACAAGUAAGAAAUGAGAAAAAAAAAUUGAAAACCAAAAAAAACGUAAAAAUCAUAAAAUCAUAAAAAAAAACUUUUACCUAGUUUACUAUUAAAAAUUGCGUGCAGGAGUAAACAACAUAUUUUAAUUAAAACUAAAAACAGAGAAGUAAAAAACAAAACUUAGUUUAUAGUGUGCAGUAAAUGAAAAGCGGCAAAAACGAAAAGGAAAACAAAAAGAAAAUCAUAAUUAAUUUAAAAAAAGAAACCCUAAAUUAAUAAAAGCAGAUCGUCAGAGUUGAAGAUUUAGGCUUAAACAUAAAUGAGAGUAAAUGCAAAUGGAUUAAUUUAAUUUAAUAAAAUAUACAUAUUACCUAUAUAUAUACAAACACACAUAUAUAUAUAUAUAUAUAUAUAUAAAUAUAUAUAUACAUAAAUAACUAUAAUUCAAAAAUGUUUGAUGAGUGGGAGCGAAAGCGAUAAAAGUUAUAUUUUAACUGACUUAGCAAUAUAAGAUUAUCUACUAUCUCACCACGGUUCGUUCUUUACAAAAACAAAAACAAAAACACAAACAAAACAAAGAAAACGCAAAAAAAACAAUAAUUCAAACACAUUAUUAUAAACUAUACUUCCUUUGUUGCUUUAUCGUUGUAAUUAAUUUGAGUUUGAGUUGUUUUCUUCCUCUUCUUCUGCUCUUUUACUUUAAGCGUUAUUUAGUUUCUUCCUUCAAAUUAUGUUAGUAGAUAUUAAUAACUCUUUCUUUUCCUUGUUUUGUGUUUUAAAAUCAUUCAAAAAAUAAAAAAUAAAAAAUAAAAUUAACAAUAAAAGUGAAAAGAUUACAAGCAAAUUAGCCGUAAAACUGCAAUUUUCGUUGUUGAAGUAGAAGUCGAUCGAUCUUACGUUUUUAGUUAAUUUGAGUAACAAUAAUUAAUUAUUAAUAAUUAAAAAUAUACAUUUUGAAAGAGUAAAAUAUGUGUAUAGUUGGGUAUCAAAUUGAAAUGUGCAGUUGUGUGUUGGGCGUGCGGUGCGUUGCGGUGCCGCAUUGUUAGGCGUGCAAGGCAAAGCUAACAACAAUAAAUAACGUAAGAAAAAUAUCUAUAAAAUAUAAUCAAAAGCCAAAUGAUAAUGGUGCGCGCACUAACGGUGGCGGCGGGCAGCAAGAGCAGCACAAAUUUUAUGUAGAGAGAAUUUUAAGCAAUUUACAUAUAGUUUUUGAAUUUGGUUUGAUGGAAUAAAAAUGUAGCAUGUGACAAUAUAAUUAUUUUUACAACA
Molecule: messenger RNA, 4546 nt
Organism: Ceratitis capitata (Mediterranean fruit fly)
Lineage: Eukaryota; Metazoa; Arthropoda; Insecta; Diptera; Tephritidae
Gene: drn
Product: AN1-type zinc finger protein 6
Exons: 4
Coding region: 295-1803 (502 amino acids)
Molecular function (GO): zinc ion binding; DNA binding
Source: RefSeq, a predicted model, not a curated record